AACCAUGGUUAGAAACGGCAUCACAGUCAUCCACCCUGUGUCUCUCUCUCUCUCUCUCAGGGAUUCAUGAGACAUUAAUGAAAAAGCAGGGGUAAUUACGGGUAAUUAAUGAAGUUUGAGUUAAGUAUGACUUCGCUCGUGCGCCGGGCAGCACCCCAGUCAGUCCCGCUUACGGUGCCCGAGUUGCCCGUAGACCCUUCCGUAAUCCUCGCUGGAACCAUUUCGGGCAGCCCCUCCCUCUCCGUAAUCCACCAGUGAAUUCCAUCUCGCCUUCUCUCUCUUCCCUCUGAUAUAUCUAUCUUCUGCUGCCUGUGUCUCUGCGAUUUCCAUCGGACGGUCCAGAAUGAACGGAGCCCCUGCCGCUUGUUGCCUGAGGCUUUAGAGGUCGAAGCUCCCAGAUCUGGUCUCUCCUCGCUCAGAUCUACACUCCAGAGGCGUUCUUCCUUGCCGUGCAAAUGGAGACCAACCGUGGUUCGGUGCAAGUCGGGGUUAACCAGGGUUCGCUAACGUGCGCCGGCGAAGCUGUAGCCGCUUUGGUGGUGUCAGCUCUGGUCAAAAGUCAGCUGCUAGCUCAGGAUCCGUUAGGAUUGCUACACAGUAACAAACCCAGAAUUAAAGGAGACCAUCACGUUGAUGGUGAAUCCAAGCAAGUUGAUGCUGAUAAAGUUGAUGGCAGUGAAGAUGACGACGACGAUGCAGAUGAUGGGCUUGGAGAAGGCAAAGAGGAUUCACCAUCUGAAGGUGGAGAGGAUGUGAACAGCCGUAAAACGAACUCAAAAAAGGAUCGAGAAGGGGCAGGUGGGCCACGAGAGAAUGGAGAGGAAGAGGAUGAGGAAGAUGGUGAUGAACCAGAUGAUGACGAUGACGAAGAUGAUGACGAUGAGCAAGAUGAUGAUGACGAUGAUGAAGAUGAAGGUGGCGAGGAUGAGGAAGAUGGUCUGGAAAAUGAAGAGGAAGAUGAAGAUGAUGAGGAUGAAGAGGAAGACGAAGAGAACCCCCCACCACCGAAGAAGAGGAAGAAGUGAACUAGUAACUAAAAAUGGAGGAUUGUCCUCCCCCCCAAAGCACUCUUUGUGACUUUGUCUAACUUUAUGGUCAUAUUUAGGCAACAAUGAGGUCUGAUUAGGAUCGUUUAUGUUCUGUCAAUCGAUAAUCACGUUAUCUUUGCUUCAUUAGAGUACUUAGAAAUGUUCGAGCACUCCGGCAACAAGAAAAUUAAGAACAUUGGGAUAUUUUCUUCAAUAUGGAUAUUUAUAAUUCAGUAGCUUCCAUGA
Messenger RNA from Malania oleifera, 1274 nucleotides. Its product is annotated as phosphopantothenoylcysteine decarboxylase subunit VHS3. Bases 456 to 1025 code for a protein of 189 amino acids. The record is from RefSeq and is a predicted model, not a curated record. NCBI's taxonomy places the organism in Eukaryota, Viridiplantae, Streptophyta, Magnoliopsida, Santalales, Ximeniaceae. The transcript is spliced from 3 exons.